Entrophospora candida is the source of this 1038-nucleotide messenger RNA. NCBI's taxonomy places the organism in Eukaryota, Fungi, Glomeromycota, Glomeromycetes, Entrophosporales, Entrophosporaceae. The record is from the annotation of a GenBank genome assembly.
AUGAACACAAAAGACAGCGUAAUACAUAAAUAUUUCGAGCGAAAGCCUACAGAUUGGAAAGUUGGUGGGCCUUCGAUCCAUUUCCAUCAACCGACGUUUUCAGCUAAUACCAUUAAUGGAAUUAAUAAUACUGGAGCUUUCAAUAUUCAUCUAUUAAAAAAAUCCAAGAAAAGAAAGAAAGAUCAGGAAGAUGAAGAAGAGGACGAAGGGAUUGACGACCCAGCAAUACGUUAUAAUAGAUUGAUAGUGGGAAUUGAAACUGCACAAGAAAAUCAAACGGCCUGUUUGAUGACCCCGCUGUGUUGGGGUAUCAUAGAUCUUAGAGCAGAGAAUGUCUCUCUGUGCCCAAAACAUCCUUGUGCGAAAGAAUUUCUAUCAGAUACGGAAGUUCAAAAACUCCAACAAACGGCUAUUGAAAUUAUAAAUAAAGAAUCACAUUUGAGCCUAUCUGCUAAAACACUUCUGGAGAUGCUUCAAUGUAGCACUUUCAGUCUCAAAAAACUCAUUAAGGAGAAGAGGGCUCGGGGGAUCGAAGGUAUUUGUUCCUUGCUUAAAAUAGACGCGGAAAUAUAUGACAAAGAUACCCAGUACAUUGGAGAAUGUAUGGAUGCCUUUGGAGAAAGUCAUUCGGAUGCCGACAGAGACGAGAAGUCUUCCCGGUCAGAAUCAGGAGCAACUGGAAAGGCGUGCGAUUUUAUUUUCUGGGGAAAUGGGCACGAGAUUGGCAUUGGAGAGAACACCGGCCCCACUCGUAAGGACCAUCAUAAAAAAAGUGUCACCGAUUUUGUAGAUGUCAUAAAUAAUGUAUUGAAGUCUGUAGCAAUUCCAUUUUUCCAAGUAAUCGGGAUGAAAAUCCAAUUCUACAUUCUAAUACAAAUCAAUGGUGAUUUAUACAGUAUGUGGGAAUGGUCUUCGCAAGACCUACCAAGAAAGGAUGAUGACAUUAUAACUGUGACGGCAUUAUGUAAAAAAUUCCUAAUCCAUCGAAAUCUUCUAAACAAAACAUCCAAUCUAACUCAAAUGGCUGUUAGACUUUAG